CUCCGGCCGCGCUCUUUACAUGCACCACACAAACACUUUGCGGCUCUCCACACUUUGGGCAUCAUUGGUCCCGACCGACUCUUGGGUUUACCACGUUUUUAUUCGCUCACCCGUGUUUCGGCCUACACUAAGGGCCGGCAGCCGACUGAAAAUUUUCUGCACAAGCACCAGGAAUUCACUUGCUCGAAGUCCCCCCUCAAUGUCAAGCAGCUGACACAAGACCGAAACUACCCCCGCCUUGACCUCACUGGUUCGCGUCAAAUUGGCGCUGUCUUGCUCACGGCGUCUUCUCCUCAAGCCGCCGCAAAUCUUCGGUUCCAGUCUCCUGAAGAAGCCGCGCCUCAACCAAUUUCGCAAAAUGGGUGACAUUACGCACGCGACCAUCAAAGAUGGGUGGUUCCGCGAGAUUUCGGACAUGUGGCCUGGUCAGGCCAUGACCCUCCGGGUCAAGAAGGUGUUGCACCAUGAGAAGAGCAAGUACCAGGACGUCCUCAUCUUCGAGUCCACCGACCACGGCAACGUGCUGGUGCUGGACAACGUCAUCCAGUGCACUGAGCGGGAUGAGUUCUCGUACCAGGAAAUGAUCACCCACCUGGCCAUGAACUCUCACCCCAACCCCAAGAAGGUUCUCGUCAUUGGCGGCGGCGAUGGCGGUGUCCUGCGCGAGGUCGUCAAGCACGAGUGCGUCGAGGAGGCCAUCCUCUGCGACAUUGACGAGGCUGUCAUCCGCCUCUCCAAGCAGUAUCUGCCCCACAUGGCCGUCGGCUUCAACCACCCCAAGGUCAAGGUCCACGUCGGCGAUGGCUUCAAGUUCCUCGACGACUACAAGAACACCUUUGACGUCAUCAUCACGGACUCCUCCGACCCCGAGGGCCCGGCCGAGUCGCUCUUCCAGAAGCCCUACUUCCAGCUGCUCCACGAUGCCCUCCGCGAGGGCGGCGUUAUCACCACCCAAGGUUCUGAGAACCAAUGGCUCCACCUGCCCCUGAUCACCAAGCUCAAGAAGGACUGCAGUGAGAUCUUCCCCGUCGCCGAGUACGCCUACACCACCAUCCCGACCUACCCCUCGGGCCAGAUCGGAUUCAUGGUCUGCUGCAAGGACCCCAACCGCAACGUCCGCGUCCCCGUCCGCACGUGGAGCAAGGAGGAGGAGCGCAAGCUGUGCAGGUACUACAACGCCGAGAUUCACAAGGCCAGCUUCAUCCUGCCCACCUUCGCGCAGCAGGCCCUCGAGUGAGGAUAAGAUCGCCAGCCAGGGGAAUGAAAAAAAAUGAAAAAGAAAACGUGUUGGAGAGUAUGUGCCUUACUCAAGGGAGGGGGUUAAACCGGGAAAAGAGAGAUUUCGCAUCUAGCAUCUCAAGGUGAUACGGCAAGAGCUGCUUGGGGGAAAAAACAGAGACAGCCGUCCUUGGCCGGCCAGAUAAAGCUGCUACAGCGGCAGGGCGUAGAAGGCCCGGCGGGCAUCUGGACAAGAGCGAAUAAGAAGCAAAAUAAACUCCAGAAUAGACUUGCGUCCUCUCCCCCACUUUCCAACCUCCCCACCAUCAACAACAAUCCCCCCACCCUCUCCU
Molecule: messenger RNA, 1571 nt
Organism: Thermothelomyces thermophilus ATCC 42464
Lineage: Eukaryota; Fungi; Ascomycota; Sordariomycetes; Sordariales; Chaetomiaceae
Exons: 5
Coding region: 359-1237 (292 amino acids)
Biological process (GO): spermidine biosynthetic process
Cellular component (GO): cytosol
Molecular function (GO): spermidine synthase activity
Source: RefSeq, a predicted model, not a curated record